UCAAUUCGAUAAUAUAUAUUACCAUCAUUUUAUUUUAUUUUUUAUCAUGACUCUCUAAAAUUACUAUAUGCAACAUUCAUCUUUUUCUUUAUUUUUUGAUGCAAAAUUAAAUAUACAGAUGAGUAGCUUUUUUUGUUUCUACGUUGGUUGAGAAAUAAACUUGUUAUGCCUCACAACACUAUCAUAGGCUAUAAGCAGCCCAUUAGAUCUAAUUCAUCUAUCCUAGACAGAGGAGCCCAUGAAGGAGAAUUAUCCAUCACAACAAAAGAAAUUACCCAUUGCAAAUGAAGAAAAAUAUUCAGCUUAAUCAUAUGAUAGACCUUUUAUAUUUUAAAUAUAUGUUAUUCUUUUUUUGUUAUAACCUAUUCACAUCUAGACGGAUUGAAGAACAUUUUUUUGAAAAUUUAUAUUAUAUUUCUUUCACUUUUUGACGUCAUAUAUAAUAACAAUUAAUUCCUAUAAAUGGUUAAUAAAGAAAUAUAAAUAUAUUUUUUUAUUUUCCCACAUGGCAUCCCGGUCGAUACGUAGAUCCAUGUGGCAUAUCAUAUAGCAUCUUCCUUUAUCUGCGCUCAAUCUCAACCGUUGAUCUUGCUAUGUCAUCGCAUAUGAUGCUACGUGGACGGUCAGUUUUUAACAUCAAGAAAUUAAGACGUAUCUAACGUUAAAGCAUGAUUAGUAUACAUAAAGCACAAACAAGAGACUAAUUCGUCAGCUCAAAAGCCUCAGCGGAAGCCGCUUCUCUCCCUAUCCUUGACCAACCAUCGGAAUCACCUACCACAUUGCGUCGGACGGAGGAGAAGCCGCCGGCGAUCUCUCGUAGCUUCUCUCCGGAAGCAUCCUCCGCCUGCUAGCUUAUCGCCUGCGGGCAUCUGCUUCUCACAGGUCGACUCGCUUGGCUUAGGGUUAGGGGUUUGGUCAACCGAGUCGGUCCCCUAUUCAUCGCCCCUUCCUCUGACGAUGGAGAGCCAGCAGGGCUGGAAGAUGAGAUUCUCCUUCAAGAACGCCACUAUCCUCGUCUGCUUCCUUAAUCUCGUCGCCGUACUACUGCUUCUCCACGGAUUUUUCGCUGCCCCCAAGCGGAGAGCCACCGCCGGCCACCAAACUGAUCCGACACAACUAAGGUACAUUUUGGAGUCUGAAGAGAUUCGCCAUGCUAUGGAGCCAUUGGAAUUAAUCAAGAGGAUUAAGGAAAUCGAGCAAGAAGCAUACACUGAACCAGAGAGAGAGAUACAGCAAGUUCCAAAGCAGACUGCAGCAGUUGAUUUGUCGAAAAGGUUAAAAGAUAGGGCUAUGAAUGAUGUCAACAGCCAGAAAGCUCUGGAAGAGUGGCGGAUGCGGAAGAUGGAACGAGCAAGACAACGGGAAAUUGAGAAAAAUGGAACAUUGACAUCUUAGUUUGGUGGUUGCAUUUGAGAUCUAAGAAGAAUGCUGCUAAAAUGUAUACGUAUGUGCAUCAAAGCAGCGGCAGCUCUUUGAAGUUUAUUUAUAUUUACUGUCGGUCUGUCUGUAUUGGUAAUUUGAGUGAACACAAAUCAAGCUGUUAUUGUAAAUCUAAAGAUAAGGGACUUUAUAUGUAGUAUAUGUUCAACAGGACUUUAUAUAAUUGUGCUGUAAUUUCUUUUGACUGCUAAAAAUUAUAAAUAAUUGUUUUUAUA
Molecule: messenger RNA, 1655 nt
Organism: Musa acuminata AAA Group (dessert banana)
Lineage: Eukaryota; Viridiplantae; Streptophyta; Magnoliopsida; Zingiberales; Musaceae
Exons: 4
Coding region: 958-1395 (145 amino acids)
Source: RefSeq, a predicted model, not a curated record